Molecule: messenger RNA, 2470 nt
Organism: Ricinus communis (castor bean)
Lineage: Eukaryota; Viridiplantae; Streptophyta; Magnoliopsida; Malpighiales; Euphorbiaceae
Product: protein NETWORKED 4B
Exons: 4
Coding region: 272-2158 (628 amino acids)
Cellular component (GO): vacuolar membrane
Molecular function (GO): actin binding
Source: RefSeq, a predicted model, not a curated record
UAAUAAUAUCCAUGUGAGAAAACCGGUCUUUAAGGGCCAUUCUCCAUCCCUCCCUUCUUCCUUUCUCCAGUCUCCCCAUCAACUCCAAUAACACACCACACCAUACCCUCUCUCUCUCUCUCUCUCUCUCUCUCUGUGAAAGCUCUUCGGGGGUUGUCUUCAGGAAGCCAGAACUGAUCAUCCAUUUACUCUCCUUUUUCUCUUCUCUUCUCAUCUGCAGGUUAGCACUGAAGUUCUUAUCUGUCACCCUUCAUUUCCACCAACUCACCAAAUGGCUUCUCCUAUGGUGAAGUCAAAUAGGAACAUGAAGAGGUUGCAAUCGAGGAAAUCACAUUCCUGGUGGUGGGAUAGUCACGUCAGUCCUAAAAAUUCAAAGUGGCUUGCAGAAAAUCUUGAGGAAAUGGACCGAAGUGUCAGGCGGAUGUUAAAGCUAAUUGAAGAAGACGGAGAUUCAUUUGCUAAAAAGGCUGAGAUGUAUUAUCAGAAGAGGCCAGAAUUGGUUUCCCUUGUUGAAGAGUUCUACCGGAUGUACCGUUCUUUAGCUGAACGUUAUGACCAUGUGACUGGAGAAUUAAGGAAGAAUAUUCCAUCAGACCUCCAAUCCCAGAGCUCAGGCAUUUCUGACAUUGGUUCUGAGCUAACUUCUACUUGGCCCUCUCCUGUACCUGAGCAGAGGCUAUCUCAUCGCAAACCCGGGAACCGAGCUGCUGGUUUUGAUUUCUUUCUUGGUUCAGGUGGAAGUAGCUCCGAUCUUCAGAAAGAAGGAGAUGAAUCAUCCACGUUAACAGAUUCUGAACCAGAAUCUGAUGACUCCUCUGUAAACAAUUACUCAGUUUUAUUAGGGAAUGGUGGGGAUAAUGCACUCAGCAGGAAAGUGAUUGAAUUAGAGAUUGAGCUGCGUGAGAUGAAAGAUAGACUUCAGAUGCAGCAGGAGGAUAAUGGAGAUGGUUCGUAUAGGGGAGCGAGGAAUGAGAAUUUUGAGUAUCUUCUGGCCAGGAUUGCAGGAUACGAGCAAGAGUUGAAGAUUGCUAAUCAGAGCAUACAGCAUUCUGAAGAAGAGGUGGCUAGAUUGAACAUUGAACUCCACAGGUAUAAAUCGUUGGAAGCCGUCAACAGUUUGCAGAAAGAGUUCAUAUCAUCCAAAGAUGAAAAUGUUAAAACUGAGGACAGUGAGCUGGAAUCUGAGAUAACUCAGGCAUCGAAGCUUAAAGAAAAUACUGAUGGACUGGAAGCUGGAACUGUGGAUUCCGAUAGCAAGAUUCGGGCACUGACAGAUGAACUUAGAAUCACAAAAGAGAAGCUACAAUAUGCUGAAAAAGAAAUCGCUAGUUUGAAACUUCAACUUGAGAGCAACAGGCCUUCUGAAAAAGUCGACAAUUUGCAGGAUCAACUUAUUUUGGCUCAUAAAGACAUUAAUACAUGGAAAACCAGACUCAAUGCAGAAAAAAGGGAGGUUUCCAAGCUCCAAGAAAGAAUUGCAAGGUUGAGAACUAGUUUAUCUGACAGGGAUCACGAGAUCAGAGACUUGAAAUUAGCAGUAUCUGAUGCUGAGCAGAAGAUCUUUCCUGAAAAAGCACAGAUAAAGGCUGAAAUAUCUAAAUUGUUGGAGGAACGGACCAGCUUGGAUGAGCAGCUCAGAGAAUGGGAAUCACGCUGCCGUUGUUUAGAGGAUGAUAUUAGAAAAUUACAGACUGAAAAGUCAGAAACAGAGGAAAGACAUUACUCUGAAAUCAAUCAAUUGAAGGCAGAAACUGUGGAACGAGACUGUCAUAUUGAAAAUUUGAACAAAAGCCUUAAUGCUUUGAAGUUGGAGAGAGAUGCAUUUAAUGCACAAGUUGUUCUACUCAAGGCAGAUAUAAUAUCUAGAGAUGAUCAGAUUAAUCAGAUGGAUAAUCAUUUACAGCAAUUACAUAUGGAGCAUGUGGAGCUCAUUGCCGGUGCUGAAGAAGCGCGUAAAUUGGUGUAUACGUUAAGAUCAAAAGCCAAUGAUUUGGAGAAAGAGGUUGAAAGACAAAAGAUUGCUAUUACAGAAGGAGCGGAAGAGAAACGGGAAGCUAUCAGGCAACUGUGUUUCUCACUGGAACAUUACAGAAAUGGGUAUCAUAGGCUGCGCAAGGCGUUUGUCGAGCACAAGAGAUUACCAGUUUUAGUAACAUAAGUUAAUGUGAGAUUUUUCUACACUGCAUUUCUUAUGCCUUAGGUCUGAGUUUGCCCAGAUUCACUAUCGAUAGCUAGAUUAGAAAUGUCUUCUCCUCAUGGUUUGUCACUUUUAUGUAUAAAAAAAGAAAGAAGAAAAAAAAGAAAGCAAGUAAUAGGGUUGACAAAGAUCUGUCCAAUCCUCAUUUACUUUGAUAGAUGAGGCUUCUGUUUCUUCUGCCUCUAGUCUUCGUACAAAGUGAGCUUGAUGUCAAGUGGCCUUUGCUUCUAAAGGCAGAGAAUGAAGAAAAAUAAUAUUUGCUAGAUUUGCAUA